AUGGAAUUCAUUAGUUUACAAAACAAAGAGUCCAGAAAUUGUAAAGAUCUGACAGGAUUGGAAGGAGAGGUUUACAUCGUGGUACGGGCUCUGGCUCUGCUUGUCUAUCAUGGUCUCGGCUCAGCUUCGGAUCUGGUCCUCAGGCAGGGGUUUCUCCUGUUAACAAAGUACCCGCAGCCAUUCCACUCUUAUCAAGGGCGGUGGGCCGUGAGGUGGGGCCCGGGCUCCACGCUCACGACGGCCUGCCGCCCCCAGGACGUGUUCCUCAUGAUCCGGCGCCACAAGACCACCAUCUUCACGGACGCCAAGGAGUCGAGCACUGUGUUCGAGCUAAAGCGCAUCGUCGAGGGCAUCCUCAAGCGGCCGCCGGACGAGCAGCGGCUGUACAAGGAGCAGCUUCUGGACGACGGAAAGACAUUGGGCGAGUGUGGCUUCACCAGCCAGACGGCACGGCCUCAGGCCCCAGCCACUGUGGGGCUAGCUUUCAGGGCAGAUGAGGCCUUUGAGGCCCUGCGCAUCGAGCCCUUCUCCAGCCCACCCGAGCUGCCAGAUGUGAUAAAGCCACAGGACUCAGGAAGCAGCGCCAAUGAACAAGAUGUGCAGUGAGAGGCCCCCGCAACCGCCCUACCCCCCCCCCAAUAAAAGAGAUUUGGGUG
Molecule: messenger RNA, 656 nt
Organism: Orcinus orca (killer whale)
Lineage: Eukaryota; Metazoa; Chordata; Mammalia; Artiodactyla; Delphinidae
Product: elongin-B-like
Exons: 2
Coding region: 1-606 (201 amino acids)
Biological process (GO): transcription elongation by RNA polymerase II
Cellular component (GO): VCB complex; elongin complex
Molecular function (GO): protein binding
Source: RefSeq, a predicted model, not a curated record